Haliotis rufescens (red abalone) is the source of this 3171-nucleotide messenger RNA. RefSeq names its product lateral signaling target protein 2 homolog. The record is from RefSeq and is a predicted model, not a curated record. Gene Ontology annotation, molecular function: metal ion binding. NCBI's taxonomy places the organism in Eukaryota, Metazoa, Mollusca, Gastropoda, Lepetellida, Haliotidae. The coding region runs from base 152 to 2962 and encodes 936 amino acids. The transcript is spliced from 12 exons. Gene Ontology annotation, cellular component: early endosome membrane.
GACAACUGACGUAACGCGUGACGUUAGCGAGAAUUUGUGAAUUGGUCAUAUCUUACUAUCAUUUUGUGAUGCAUGAAAACUCCCUCCUUAGUUUUUGUAAUUUAGAAAGUUCGCCUUUCUGGACUAUACCAGUGUAACUACCAUCUUCAAGAUGAAUUCUCUUCGAAGAUGGCUGUACAGGCCAAAGAGGACAGACACCUCUCUGCUGGCCCAGUUCUUCUAUUCUGAUGAGGACCUGAACAUGGUAGCAGCAGAGCUGGACAGUUUUGAUGGGCGCAAGGACCCGGAACGUUGCACUGCGCUGGUGAACCAGCUCCGGGCUUGCCAGGACAAGGUCCUCACAGCCAUACAGAACAUCAUGGAGGACGCAGUGCCGGGCCAGAGAGCCAGUCGGGACUUCCGCUGUAAAUUCCCGGACGAUGUUAUCCAGGAAAACCUAGCAGGUCAGCUGUGGUUUGGGGCAGAGUGUCUGGCGGCGGGGUCAAGCAUCAUGAACCGCGAGGCGGAGAGUGCCAGCAUGCGGCCCUUGGCGCGGGCACUCACCAAGAUGCUGGAUAGUCUCCGGACUAUCCUGAGGGAGCAGUGUCUCAAGAACAUCCACGAGUACACAGACAGGAUCAAAGAAGCACUUAUUAUAUUCGACAAAUUAUUUGCAGAAUUUGAGCUCAGCUAUGUGAGUGCGAUGGUGCCGGUGAAGACGAUGAAGGAGUACGACACGAUACAGGAGAUCACGGUGCUCUUCUCCGAGACUGUACACAGGGCGCUCAAAGUGGGGCUGCUGACCCAGGAUAUGAUUGAUGAGUACGACCCUGCACUCAUGUUCACCAUCCCUCGUCUUGCUAUUGUCAGUGGGCUGGUUGUGUUCCGUGAAGGCCCGCUGAAUCCAGACAACGAUCCAUGGAACAUGUCAGACAUGUUCCGCCCAUUCCAAACCCUCCUAUUCAAGAUCAGAGAGCUGCUGUAUACAUUGUCACCUGAGGAGAUGGUGACAUUGGAGCGAGCGCUGUGCUCGGCGGAAGAACCAACAUUCCUAGCCAGUCUCCAGCCGACCAUAGAAUCCGUGGAGGGCUUUACCCAGACCGAGUUCAUGAAACUCCACGCUGACAAGAACCAGGAUGGGCAGGGUGGGGUGUCGUAUGAGGACACCUUGGGAGGGCCGAUUCUUGUGCACACACCAAAUUCUGGUAGUCCUGUCACCCCUGUCGCGCAGACAGAGUUCCCCGUUGGGACCAUGUCUGCCUCGACGUCAUGUGCAACUGUGAUCGCUGCAUCGCGAGGAAACAGCUUGGACGUUGAGGAUCAGCAAGAGCAGGAGUGUUUGUUGAACAAGAGUGAGAGCAAUGACUCCGGGCUGCAUAGCGAGAAUGUGAGCACUUCUGACAGCAUUACGACAGUGUCGUCCACAGAAUCACAACCGUUAUUGAAUGAUACUCUUACCACGACCAAUUCUCAGGGGGAGAGAACUCUGGCAGAGUUAGCGAGGGAUGAAACUUGUCCCUCCCUUGAUGACUCUGCUAGUUUGGAGGCGAUGGAGACUGGUGAAAGUAGUAAGCCAUCAGUGAUUGCUGACGUGUCACAUAGUAUUAGGCAGAUGUGUGCAGAUAUUGUGAAUGACAUCGUUGAGACAACUGUAGUAGACUCGGCAAGUCUGUCUGUCAGUCCGUCUGUGAGUUCGUCUGUCAGUCCUUCUCUGUCUCCAUCAGGGUGUUCUGUGUCUUCCAAUCCCAUGAAGCGGGCUGAGGAAAGUAGCUCGGAUUCCGUCAGCAUGUUGAGUGACUCGCUGAGCCCAAAGCCAAAUGAUGAAAGUGGCUCGGAUUCCGUCAGCAUGUUGAGUGAUUGUGUGAAUCAGUUAGAGGCUGCCUGUGAUCUCGUAGCUCACGACACAGACAAUGUUGUGGGUGAUAGUGCAAUAGUCACCAGUUCCACCUCUCUUGAAUCAUCUCCAGUCCACCCCGGCUGUUCUGUGAUAGUAGAUAGUUCCGACAGACUGGACGAUACUGACCAAUCCCACAAAUUGUCCAAACAUGGACACUCUUCACGCUCAAAAUCUACACUUCAAGCCACAGGGUCUAGGAAAUCACGAAAAGACAAGAAAAGUUGCAAGACUUCCAAUAAUGGCAGUAACCAUGGCAAUGCAUUAGAUAAACUCCACAGUAAGGUUGCCGCUCACAGUGGGGAGCCAGGGGAGGGAACUCCAGAGCGACUUCCGGUAUCGAGUGUGCAACGGCUCCGCUAUGCCGAGAGUAUUAGCUCAAAUUGCUCCAGCUGUAGAAGUGGUGGCUCCAGUGUCCAUGGCGAUGGAGACUGGGAGAAGGAGAGCUGUGCCAGCAGUGAGACCAGCUCCUACAACUCGGAAUGCCAUGACGAUGAGGAAAUCGCCCUGGCGAUACAGGCAGCGGAGCUUGCUUCACGCAAUGAGGCACGAUCUCGAUUCCGCAGCAGCAGCGACAUGAUUCAUCGGCUCUUCGUCUGUAUAUCAGGUGUAGCGGACCAACUUCAGACCAACUUUGCCAGUGAUCUGCGAAACAUUUUGCGUGCUGUGUUUGACAUGAACUGCGCUGAGCCUCUCAUUAAUGAUGACAAUAUUGAUGUGGAUGUUGAUGAUGAGGCGGCUGCAAGUUCAUCCAACGAGAGUUCCCCUACCAGGGUCAGGAGUCACAUCGAAAAUCAAGAAUAUUUAUCCAACGGCCACAGCAGUGAAACCCAGGAGCACACACACCCAACACACGAUCCUCCACACUGGGUGCCGGACGAGGUGUCGCCACUGUGCAUGGCGUGUAGAAUACCAUUCACCUUCGUGAGACGACGACACCAUUGCAGGAACUGUGGCAAGAUCUUCUGUGGGCGCUGUUCCUCCAACUCUGUUCCGCUGCCUCACUAUGGACACGCGAAGCCUGUCAGGGUGUGCAACCGUUGCUUCAUGUUCCAAGUCACUCCGUUCACUGUCGCCGGGGCGUCCUAGUUGGCCCGCUACACCUGCAGCAGGGGUGCCCUAGUUGUCCCGCUACACCUGCAGCAGGGGUGCCCUAGUUGUCCAGCUACACCUGCAGCAGGGGUGCCCUAGUUGUCUAGCUACACCUGCAGCAGGGGUGCCCUAGUUGUCUAGCUACACCUGCAGCAGGGGUGCCCUAGUUGUCCAGCUACACCUGCAGCAGGGGUGCCCUAGUUGUC